GAAGGACCAAGCCCUUAACGACAUCUUUUAAUGUUUUGAGACCUGUCGUGUUCUAACAUAUUUCUUUUAAUGUGAUGUAGUGUCACAUGUAGAUGAUUUUUUUUUGCUUUAAUUAAAGCUAAAAACUACUCUGAAUGCGGUGGGCGUUUUCAUCACUGCUUCACGACAUCUGGCACCCGGAUCAAUAAAUACAGCUCGUCUAGCAUCGAGGUAGCUUAGCUUGUGCUAACGGCGAUGCUGACAAACGGGCUGGCAGCGAGGUUCCCUAUAACCACAGCCCGGUGGGAUUGCAUCAGUGCCUGGAUGAUGUCCGCCCAGGAUCCAGCAGCCUGCUAAUACCUGAGCCGGCCCGGCUAGCUGAUGCUGAUGACUGGCUGUUUCCUGCCAUUGAUUUGCAGUGGGAGGCACCAUGGCCGGUAAGGUGAAGUGGGUGACAGACAUUGAGAAAUCAGUGCUCAUCAAUAACUUUGAGAAAAGGGAAUGGCUUCAAGUUACGGAAAACGACGACUGGAAUUUCUACUGGAUGAGCAUCCAAACCAUCAGGAAUGUGUUCAGCGUGGACACCGGCUACCGCCUGUCAGAUGACCAGAUGGUCAACCACUUCCCCAACCACUACGAGCUGACCCGAAAGGACCUAAUGAUCAAGAACAUCAAGCGCUACCGAAAGGAGCUGGAGAAGGAAAGCAGCCCGCUUGCAGAGAAGGACGAGAAUGGAAAAUACAUUUACCUGGAUUUCGUCCCGGUGACGUUCAUGCUCCCCGCCGACUAUAACCUGUUUGUGGAAGAGUUUCGUAAGAAUCCGUCCAGCACCUGGAUCAUGAAGCCAUGCGGAAAAGCCCAGGGCAAAGGCAUCUUCCUCAUCAACAAACUGUCCCAGAUUAAAAAGUGGUCGCGAGAUAGCCGCACCUCAACGUUUGUGGCAGCAUCUAGUGGUAAAGAGGCUUAUGUCAUCUCCCUGUACAUUGACAACCCUCUGCUGAUAGGAGGGAAGAAGUUUGACCUGCGCCUCUACGUUCUGGUGACAACCUAUCGGCCCCUGAAAUGCUACAUGUACAAGCUGGGCUUCUGCAGGUUCUGCACAGUGAAGUACACGCCCAGCACCAGUGAACUGGACAACAUGUUCGUCCACCUCACUAAUGUGGCCAUCCAGAAACACGGGGACGACUACAACCACGUCCACGGAGGCAAGUGGACCGUCAGUAACCUGCGCUUGUACCUGGAGAGCACCAGAGGGAAGGAGGUGACCAACCGGUUGUUCGACCAGAUCCACUGGAUCGUGGUGCAGUCGCUGAAGGCCGUGGCCCCUGUGAUGAACAACGAUAAGCACUGUUUUGAGUGUUACGGGUAUGACAUCAUUAUUGAUGACAAGUUGAAGCCAUGGCUCAUUGAGGUCAAUGCCUCCCCCUCGCUGACCUCCAGCACAGCCAACGACCGCAUCCUCAAGUACAACCUCAUCAAUGACACGCUCAACAUAGUCACACCCAACGGCGAGAUCCCGGACUGCCGCUGGAACCGCAGCCCGCCGCGGGAGGCUCUGGGCAACUAUCAAGUCCUCUACGACGAGGAGCAGGCUCAGAGCGAGAAUGCCGAGCGCGACCUGCGGAGCCGCUCGGGUCAGUCGCUGGGGUCAAAGAGCGCCAAGGGGAGUGCAGGCGCUCGCAUCGCCGCCGCCACCUGGAAGUGAGGUGAAGCUGCCGGCUCGUAAUGACUUCCCGGACGAUACAACGGACACCACCUGUGGGGCAUGUGGAGUUAAAAAAAAGGACCACCCGGACUCUUUUUUUUUUUUUUGUUUUCAACCCUUCAGAGGAUUUCUCCCUCUCUCCUGUGGCACUGGGAGGAGCAAUGACAACACCACUGGAGAUGAUAUAUAAAAAAAAAAAUCAACAAUCCAACAAUUAUAUUUGGAGAGUUUGAAAGCUGUAACUCAUUCUGGUGGGGGUCAUAUCAGUUCCAUUUCAUUUAACGGUCUUUCACCAAGUGAUGCGGUUGUGUUACCCAGAUCAAGCUCUUCAUCCCAUAAAUCAUAAAAGAGACAUUGAACAGCUCCCUCCGCUCCGAUUCCUGCAGAUGCAACAGGAGCAACGAGGCCAGGAAGUGGGCGAGGACGCCCCGCCUGAACUAUGCAUGAUCAUUGAUUACUGACACUUUAACUUGACCUGCCACAUAGGUGCUAAUACGAAGAUAUACUGUAUGUAUGGGAAAGUAGGUAGUAAAGGUUAUUAAGAGGCACAGGAGUAACGCACAUGGUGAGAAGAUAUUAUAUAACAAGAGAGAUGAUAGUUGAUAGGCAGAAUUAGCAGAACUAAAUGUUAAAUUAAAACGAUUUAAUAAUGUUUUUUUAUAUGUUUCGUUUUCGGUAUGUACAUGCUGCAGGAUCUCAUCAAUAUUGAUUGUAUUCAGCGCUGAACCCUUUGCACUUUAUUUGUGCUUCCGUAUUAAAUAUAUUUCCCAUGUUGCAUUUUGAGUUGGACCUGACGCCGCAUCCACUGCACAUUUAAAACGCUUUAAAUGCCACCGUGUUGGGAAUGUAUCCACUCUGCGUCUUUCACCCAAAUGCUGAGCUAUGGGAGCACACGAUAAGUACAUAUCCUCAUUUUAGAAAACACACCGAAGUAGGGCUGGAUGAAAAAAUCUGAUUAAUAUCUAUAGACUUUAUCAUAUUUAUAUAAAACUAAGUUUCUGUUUUUUAGUAUUGAUUAUUUUCUCCGUUAAUCUAAACCACAAACAUCAAAUCUAUGUAUUAUUUUUACUUGAAAAGAACAAUUGUGUCUGAAUAGUUACAGAUGAAUUGCGUGUUGGACUAAAAACAAAUCAACUAAUCAUUGCAGCUCUACUUCUGUCUGACUUCUUAUCAAACUAUUUAUCAAACAAUGUUCAGGGUAAUCAUGGCGUUCCUGUUUAAUGUCAUUUUAGUCAGUGGUGUGCACGCUCACCAAUCAAGUGAGCAAUGAGUGCUUUUACUCAAUGUGCCCCAUGAUUGUUGUUCAACAAGGCCCAUUCUCCUCUGAUUAGGUAACAUGCUAACGUCACAUGCUUUCUUUACUUCAUAAAAUGUAAAUUUAUCGCAUUUUAAUUUUUUUUAAACUCAUGUAGGGCCCCCCCCCAGCAGCCGUUGAGGAGUAUAAUCUCUUCAGAGUUUCGAUUAAUCAAAGCUCAGUCCGUCAAAAGCCAAAUGACCUCUGUGCUCUUGCCGUUACCAUGGCGGCAAAGUAGGUCUCUGCGACCGCUCCUUGACGUCGAAGGUUUGACUCGGACACGCAAUGUGCGGAAGCCGUGCGGUAGCUGUUCAGGUGUGUGAUCUCUAACCAAAACCUACAAAGCAAAUAACCUGUAUUAGUCUUCGCUGGGUUGUAAGAAAUUUUCAAUCUGUUUGCGCUAGAGACCAAAUAUAGAAUAGAGAUAAGAAACGGGGUUAACCUAAAGCAAGGUUCCCACCAUCAGUUCUGUUUCAUUACCGUGUGUUUACAUGAUCCAAACAGCUUAUACGUCUCUUUUUUUUCUUCCUUUUCAAUAAAACAUCCCUAGUGAUGCUGCCUUGUCGAUAA
Molecule: messenger RNA, 3548 nt
Organism: Mugil cephalus (flathead mullet)
Lineage: Eukaryota; Metazoa; Chordata; Actinopteri; Mugiliformes; Mugilidae
Gene: ttll1
Product: tubulin tyrosine ligase-like family, member 1
Exons: 10
Coding region: 410-1684 (424 amino acids)
Biological process (GO): microtubule cytoskeleton organization; protein polyglutamylation
Cellular component (GO): cilium
Molecular function (GO): tubulin binding; tubulin-glutamic acid ligase activity
Source: RefSeq, a predicted model, not a curated record